Molecule: messenger RNA, 4901 nt
Organism: Salvia splendens (bonfire salvia)
Lineage: Eukaryota; Viridiplantae; Streptophyta; Magnoliopsida; Lamiales; Lamiaceae
Product: receptor protein kinase CLAVATA1
Exons: 2
Coding region: 59-2980 (973 amino acids)
Biological process (GO): protein phosphorylation
Molecular function (GO): ATP binding; protein kinase activity; receptor serine/threonine kinase binding
Source: RefSeq, a predicted model, not a curated record
UAUAGAUUGUUACAGCCAUACACAGACAGCAGAAUCUCGUCGGCUACAGAAAAGAAAAAUGGAAAGAAGAAAGUGUUGUCUUGUUUGCAUCUUCUUCUUCUUCAUUCUAUCCCAACCUGUAUAUCUUCAUCCAUUAUCAGAUCUCGAAAUCUUACUAAUGCUCAAAUCAUCCCUCGUCGGGCCCUCGGCCUCGGGCCUCCACGACUGGCUUGCUCCUUCUCCUUCUUCUUCUUCUCCGGCAGCCCACUGCUCAUUCAGUGGCGUAACAUGCGGCGCCGACGGCCGCGUGAUUUCUCUGGAAAUCACAAACACUCCCCUUUUCGGCGCUCUUCCGCCGGAGAUCGGGCUUUUGCGUGGACUCGUGAAUCUCACACUCACCGCCGCCAAUGUCACCGGCGAUCUGCCGAGGGAAUUCGGCAUGCUUUCGUCGUUGAAGCGGGUCAAUCUCAGCUCCAACUCGUUCAGCAGCGGAAUUCCCAACGAAAUGGUGGCAAAAUUGACGGAACUUGAGGUGUUCGACGUGUACGAUAAUAGUUUCUCCGGUGAACUUCCGGUCGGAUUCGUGAGAUUGAAGAAAUUAAGAGUGCUGAAUCUCGCCGGAAACUACUUCUCCGGCGAAAUUCCGGCGCUCUACUCCGGCUUCGAGAGCCUCACGCAUUUGUCCUUGCAAGGAAACAGCCUCACCGGGAAGAUUCCGGCUGGUCUAUCCGAGAUUCCGAAUCUUCUAGAACUUUCUCUCGGAUACUACAACACGUAUUCCGGCGGGAUUCCGCCGGAAUUCGGGUUGCUUUCGACGCUGGAGCUGCUCGAUUUAGGGAAAUGCAACCUCAGCGGCGGGAUUCCGGCGAGCCUCGGCUCGCUUACGCGGCUGCACAGCUUGUUUCUUCAGGUGAAUAAUCUCACCGGCGAAAUUCCGGCGGAGCUUUCCGGGUUGUUUAGCCUCAUGUCGUUGGAUUUAUCGAUAAACAACCUCUCCGGCAGAAUUCCGGCGAGGUUCGAUGGUUUAAAGAAACUAACAUUGAUUAAUCUGUUCGGGAACAAAUUUGAGGGGCCGUUUCCUAGCUUCAUCGGCGAUCUGCCGAAUCUCGAAGUUUUGCAGAUUUGGAGCAAUAAUUUCACGCUUGAGCUGCCGGAGAAUCUCGGCGACAAUGGAAGGCUGGUCCUCGUCGACGUCAAGAACAAUCAUCUCACCGGAAAAAUCCCGAGGAAUUUGUGCAGAGGCGGGAGGCUGAAGAAUUUGAUUCUGAUGGAUAACUAUUUCUACGGCCUGAUUCCGGAGGAACUCGGGGAAUGCAGGUCGUUAACCCGAGUUCGAUUCCGGAAUAAUUUCUUCAACGGCACGAUUCCGGCGGGAUUCUUCGCUUUGCCGGCGCUGGACAUGCUGGAGCUGAGUGGUAAUUACCUGACAGGUCAGCUUCCGGCGAGAAUCUCUGCUCCGAAUCUCGGCACUCUUGCACUGUCCGGCAAUUGGUUAUCUGGGAACAUUUCACAAGGAAUUGGGGGUUUGAGGAAUCUCGAGAUUCUAUCAUUAGAUUCCAAUAGAUUCUCCGGUGAGAUUCCGGCGACCAUUUCUGAUAUGAAGAAGUUAUCGGUGCUGAACUUGAGCGGCAACCAUUUGACGGGGAAGAUUCCGGCCUCUGUCGCCCGUUGCUCCCGUUUGACAUUUUUCGACAUGAGUCGAAACGAGAUCGACGGUGAGAUUCCGUUGGCCAUCUCUGUCCUUCAGAAUUUGAAUGUGAUGAAUCUGUCGAGAAACAGGUUGGUUGGUUCAAUUCCGAGUGAGAUUGGGCUAAUGAAAAGCUUGACAUUGUUGGAUUUAUCUUACAAUGAUUUCUCGGGGCGAAGGCCGACGGCCGGGUUGUUGAAAGACAUGGACGACCGUUGCUUUGCCGGGAAUCCGCACCUCUGCACCAGCAACGCAACUUGCGCUGCUGCUGCCGCUCGUGCACCGUCACCACUGCGGUCAACUCUGUUGAUCGCAGUGGCGGCGGUGUUAGUGGCUUUAUUCUCUGUGUCGGCGAUCUGGAUGGUGGUGAGGAGAAUGAAGGCGAACAAGGGACGGAGAUGGAAACUCACCACGUUUCAGAAGGUGGAUAUGAUGAGAGCCGAAGACGUGGUGGAUUGCCUCAAGGAAGAGAACGUGGUCGGAAAAGGCGGGGGCGGUGUUGUGUACCGCGGAUCCAUGCCUGAUGGCACGGAUAUAGCGGUGAAGAGGGUGGUUGGGCGUGGAAGCGAUCGUGGCUUCAGGGCGGAGAUAAGGACGCUGGGGAGGAUCCGCCACCGGAACAUCGUGCGGCUCCUCGGAUACGUGUCGAAUGAGGAUACAAAUCUAUUGUUGUAUGAGUAUAUGCCGAAUGGGAGCUUAGGUGAUAUGCUACAUGGGUCCAAGGGGGCUCAUCUGCAGUGGGAUCUUAGGUGCAAGAUUGCACUCGAUGCUGCUCGAGGGCUCAGCUAUCUGCACCACGAUUGCUCGCCCUCGAUCAUUCAUCGGGACGUUAAGUCCAACAACAUCUUGCUUGAUGCUGAUUUUGAGGCUCAUGUCGCUGAUUUUGGUCUAGCCAAGUUUUGGCGCGACGCUGGCGCCUCUGAGUGUAUGUCCAUGGUUGCCGGCUCCUACGGUUACAUUGCACCAGAAUAUGCUUACACAUUGAAAGUCGACCAGAAGAGCGACGUGUAUAGUUUUGGAGUCGUGAUGCUCGAGUUGAUCACAGGAAGGAAGCCCGUGGGGGAGUUUGGGGAUGGGGUGGAUAUAGUUAUGUGGGUGAAGGAGACUACGGCGGAUUAUGAAGCGGUGGCAGCAGUGGUGGACCCGAGGCUGGCUGCGAACCCGGUGGCGGAAGUGGUGAAUUUCUUCAAGAUUGCGAUGGCAUGUGUGGAGGAGGAGAGCUCUGAUAGGCCCACGAUGAGGGAAAUUGUGAACUUGCUUUCUACAAUUCAGCAGCCUACUCUUCACAUUGAUCACCUACUUAUCCAGGACUGAAUAAUUGGGAUUUUUUUGUAUAGAUUUUCCAAAUAUAGUACUAGUAGUUCUGUAAUCUAUACCAAUCAAAUAAUCAAUAAAUUUCGUUUUAGGAGGCCUGGAGUUCAAUGAAUUUUGCCCAUUAAUAUUAAUAAAUCGAAAUGAUAGGUGAAAUUAGCUUUUCAUCAAUAAAAUUUGUUAAAUAGUAAUUUUGCUACAACUCUUUCAUUGUUGAUUUUGGAAUAAUAGAAUUUUACCCUUAUGUUUCCAAAAGUACUCAUUUACUAGUCCCAAAAUUUUACAAUUGUUUGAAAUCAAUGAAAUAGCUUUAAAACUAAGGAGUUCUACAUAAAAGUAAAAACACAUUACACUAGCCUUUUCUAGCUACAUUCUUUCAGUCCUUAAAAUCUAUGAAGAUCCAAGGUAAGAGAUUUUAGUGACAACCAAAGAGUUGUAUUUAGUGAGAUAAGUGUAGAGGCAAGAAAUAAGUGAAAGAGAUAAAUAAAGAGAUAAUAAAGUAUAUAAUUAAAGAGACAGGUAGAUAAACUAAGAGAAAAUAAAGUAGAUAAUUAAUUAAAGAGGGAGUAGAAAAAAAGUGAGAUUUAAUUAUUCAUUUUUGCCAAAUAAUACUUAUAACACUCAUUUAUUUAGCUUUGAACAUCCCAAAAACGAACACAACUAACUUAGGACAGAUGGAGUACUACAGAAUAUUUUUGAUUCCCAACAAAAUAUAGCAAGCAGUUUCAUUUGGUAAAAGUUAAAUUUGUCUUGUAAAAAACCACGCACAUAGUUAAUUGCAGCAUUCAUAAAACAAAUAUGCAUGUUCCUCGCAUGACAUUACAUGCCUGCUGCUAGCAUUUGAGAAGAGAAGCAAUGAAAGAAAACCACCUUCCACAUACAUAUUUCACACAACAGUCACAAGAUUCUGGUGUUAUGUACUGCAGAAAAUCACUCAUUUUCAAGAGCAAAAUGUCAAACCACACAGAAAAGUUAAUAUCAGCUUAUGCUUUAAUGGCAGCACCAAAGAUUUAGAUGAACACCAUAACCAGCAAAUCACUACUACCAUAGUAAAUGCUAAAUAGAUAUAGAGUAAGGGUGUAUACAUAAAACGAUAGGCGAACAGAAAACAUAAUCGAAAACAUACAAAGCUUAAGCUUUCCAAGGAUUUGCAUUGGAAGCUUCAUCUAUCUUCAGAACACACCAUAAUUUAUCUCCCUCCCUUUUCAUCAAUUCAUAAACAACCACAUAUGUACAAAUAUUAGACUGAUUAGUGCCCUCCAGUCAACAAAACAUCAUCAGCAGCAGCAAUGCAAACUCAUGAAAACGAGGUUCAAAUUGAACUGUAGCAUAUACACCAAGAUAGAGAUCUCUUUUAGUGUUGAGCCACGACACCUUCUGACCUUCUGUAACUUAUGGCAUAUAUAGACCAUGUUCACAUAUAUAAUGGAGUCUCAAUUUCAGCCUCUACUCGAAAAUACUAGUUUCAAAAUUUUCAGAUUCAGAUCCCACAGAGAACUCUGACAUUCACAAAUGUUAAAUAGCUCUACUAUCAGGUCCCAACUAUUUAUUUUUGGAGAUAUACUCAGUUGCUAUAUCUGACACAUAAAACUGAAACAAGAACUUUCAACAAUAUGACUCAGGUCAAGAAACAUAACAUGCUUUUCCUUGCAUACUAUAAUCUGAAAAUUCUCAAUCCAACAAUUUCCUACCCAAGUUGCAAUUCACUUAUGACCAUUGCAACUUGCAAGCCUCCAAACCUGCAUUAACUUUAUUUCACAAAAGUCUAGAGUUCGGCAAAGUAAUUACAUUCAAUCAGCUAGCAAGUUCAAUCCAUAAAAUAGUAUCUAAAUCACCUAUGUUGGUUGGUAGUACAUAGAACAUAUAGCAUCCAAACAUAUAAUACAACCUACGUAGUGCGUUACAUCCUCGGCCCAAUGUAAAG